AUGUAAUUGCUCUCGAUUAAGAACAUAUUUGAAUAUUAAGAUAAGAAAUUGGAUGGUGUCAAGGAGAAUCUAUUCAAAAAUAUUAAUCAACUUUAAGGAUUAGGAGUGCCCGAUAUCUGCAUUAUCACCAAACAACAGCCCAUCAAUAUAAUAAAAUCAUCCUAUGAGACCUCCUCUUCAUUCCACUUCGUCUAAGGCCUGUGCCCACAAUCGUAGGCAGAUGUUUUUGCGUAUUUAGAAAGCGUUGUGCAAAAUUAAGAAAAAGAGAGAUAAAACAUCUUCUUCUCCAAGGUUUAAAGCAUUACUAAAGUAAAUGGAGCAUAUAUCAAGGUGACAUACCUCUGCUAUGACAUAUUCUCAAAGGCUUUCUUAGUCUGUGAAGCCUCGUUUGAAGGCCAGAAAAACAAAAGUGUAUUUUUAGUACAAGAAAACUAAAGAAUGAUCUAGCCCACACAGUAGCAUUGGAAUGGGGCAUACAUAAGCAAUAUAUUGCGAGCAAUAGAUGAAGAUUUUAAGCUUGUAGGAGUGGGACGAUUUUUUAACAACCUAUGUUUAAAAAAUAACACUAAAUUGUGCAAAAUGAUUGAAUCAAUGCUUGAAUUAAUCACAAUAAACGUAAACUAAUUUUAGGACUUUGAUAAAAUAAGAUCCAAUCAAUGUUUUUGUGAUAUAAAUGAUGUCUUAUACUAUUUAUGUUGGCCUUUGGAUAUAUUGGUAUCACAUUUAGUAAAAUCUCAUCAAUUAUUCAUUUUGGUUAAAGAGUUAGACAAAAUAUAAAGCAAUGUUAUUUUUCAUCUGAUUAAAAGCAUGAUAUUCUAUAAAAUGAAGUAAAGCUAAAUGUAAAUUAGAUAAUACCAAAGGUCCUUAUCAUGUAUAGGUAAUAUCACUCAAAAAGUAUAGUAAUUUAAUUUGGUAAAAUACAUAUUGGGCAAAGUUUUGAUCAAAUUGGGCAAAUAUUAGCAGGCAUUUUAAAUCCUCCAAGAUACUCUGACAAACUCAUAUGAGAAUUAAGUAGUUUGGAUUGCUCUUGUAAAAAGAGCCAAACUUAUCUUAGGCAUCCAUAUUUAGAAAAUAAAAUAAUUAUCAGGUUUCUCUGAGCCUAUUAAACAAAGCAGCAGGCCUUUAAGGAAUGAAGAUGAGAAAAUAAACGUGGUUAGAGAUUCAUCUCACAAAUUACCGAGUGAUGACUCAAUAUCAUUCAUUAACCAGUCUAAAUGA
This is a messenger RNA of Paramecium tetraurelia, 1218 nucleotides long. RefSeq lists its product as uncharacterized. The record is from RefSeq and is a predicted model, not a curated record. The transcript has 2 exons. Gene Ontology annotation, cellular component: exomer complex. Gene Ontology annotation, biological process: Golgi to plasma membrane transport. Gene Ontology annotation, molecular function: protein binding. NCBI's taxonomy places the organism in Eukaryota, Ciliophora, Oligohymenophorea, Peniculida, Parameciidae.